GCUCUGUCAAGCAUUUCCUCGCCAAGCAAAAGUGAUACGAUACUUUCACCAAAAAAAAAAAAAGUCAUACGAUACUUCAACGCCAAAGCCAGAGGUACGACGAUUAUCAUUUUUUAUCUGGGUAAGAGCUAGGGUUCUUGAUCUUAGUUAUACCUCCCGUUCUGUUGAUUGAUUGGUUGAAGUUAGUGUUUUGAAUUAUGGGAUUUCCUUGUUCUUUCUUGAGAUCAUCGUUUGAGUCAGAAAGGUCGGAUUUUUUUGGCGUUUAGAGUAGAAUUGAAACCGCUUCGAUUUGGAUCUUGAGUUUUAAUCUCUAUGGGUAGCAUUGGGGAAUCGUCUGAAUCUGGUGUUCGGGUGUCUGGUUCCCAGCUGGUAAAAAAUGGGGUUUUUCGUGAUGAGGAGAGGUGUCCAAUGCAAGUUUCACAAGUUAGAGGUGGGGGGUCGAGGAAUACGAGCCCCUUGGGGCGUGUGGGAUCAAGGAAUACUAGCCCUUCCAGGCAGAAAGUGAUAAAGACUAAACCGCGUGGUCUAGACGAGGAAACGGUUGCUACAUUUGGCAAAGCUGUUCAUCCUGAUGUUCAAAUGGAGGACAGCAUAUGGGCGAUGUUGCCUGAGGACUUGUUGAAUGAGAUUUUAGCUAGGGUUCCACCAUUUAUGAUCUUUAGGCUUCGUUCUGUUUGUAAAAGAUGGAACUCAAUUCUUCAAGAUGGUAGUUUUCUGAAGUUUCACUCACAAGUACCAUCUCAUGGACCUUGUCUUCUUACAUUUUGGAAGAACUCACAGACACCACAGUGCUCUGUUUUUAGCUUGCCAUUGAAAACAUGGUAUAGAAUUCCGUUUAAUUUUUUGCCUCAGUGGGCCUUCUGGUUAGUUGGUUCUUCAGGGGGUCUUGUUUGCUUUUCUGGACUUGAUGGGCUAACUUUCAAGACUUUAGUAUGUAAUCCUCUCACACAAACUUGGAGGGUAUUACCAAGCAUGCAUUAUAAUCAGCAAAGACAGUUAAUUAUGGUUGUGGAUCGGAUGGAUCGUUCAUUUAAAGUCAUAGCCACCAGUGAUAUUUAUGGUGAUAAAUCACUUCCCACUGAAGUGUAUGAUUCAAAGCUUGAUAAAUGGUCUCUCCACCAGAUAAUGCCUGCAGUUAAUCUUUGCUCCUCUAAGAUGGCAUAUUGUGAUUCCAGGCUGUAUCUUGAAACCCUUUCACCACUUGGUUUGAUGGUCUAUCGUUUGGACACUGGAUAUUGGGAACACAUUCCAGCAAAGUUUCCAAGAUCUCUGUUGGAUGGUUAUUUGGUUGCUGGGACUCAAAAGCGUCUUUUUCUAGUUGGAAGGAUUGGUCUUUAUAGUACUCUUCAGAGUAUGAGAAUUUGGGAAUUGGAUCAUGCCAAGAUUAUGUGGGUGGAGAUAAGUAGGAUGCCACCAAAAUACUUCAGAGCUCUCUUGAGACUAUCUGCUGAGAGAUUUGAGUGCUUUGGACAGGACAACCUGAUUUGCUUUACAUCUUGGAACCAGGGGAAGGGCCUUCUUUAUGAUGUAGAUAAGAAGGUUUGGUCUUGGAUAGCUGGUUGUGCUCUUCAAUCGUAUAACAGUCAGGUUUGCUUCUAUGAGCCAAGAUUUGAUGCUUCAAUAUACUGAGUGGGAGAAAUUCUGUUUGAGAUCUCAGAGCCUACUGAAUGGUAGCAUAGUCCUUUUUCAAUUCUAGAUGAGAGCUGACAUGUUCACGUUUCAUCUUAGUUUACUCAAUCACUUUCUCCUGUCCUGCACAAUCUGUAGGGAUAUUCCUGACUCUUAAUGAGUUUGUGCAUCCUUUUUGCUGGAUUUCAUGAAAUUAGUUUCAAUUUUCCAUACCACUAUGUUUUAGGAUGUAACAGGUUGUAUUUUGUUGUACUGGGAUUCAGGGAUGCACAUCAAGUGAACCUUUUUACUUUCAUGACUCUACUAGGGCUGGUCUGUUGUAAGAUGUAAAUUAUGAAUAUGAUUUUCCAAAGAAUUGUAAGAAUUCUUACAAUAGCUUUUUUGAAAUUCUCUUAUCAAUAGCUGUUAAUACGUUGUGACAACAUUUGAACAAAUGCAAGUGCUGUCA
This is a messenger RNA of Rubroshorea leprosula, 2077 nucleotides long. NCBI's taxonomy places the organism in Eukaryota, Viridiplantae, Streptophyta, Magnoliopsida, Malvales, Dipterocarpaceae. The record is from the annotation of a GenBank genome assembly.